This is a messenger RNA of Chenopodium quinoa (quinoa), 1503 nucleotides long. Its product is annotated as zinc transporter 1-like. Lineage: Eukaryota; Viridiplantae; Streptophyta; Magnoliopsida; Caryophyllales; Amaranthaceae. The coding region runs from base 294 to 1376 and encodes 360 amino acids. Gene Ontology annotation, molecular function: zinc ion transmembrane transporter activity. The record is from RefSeq and is a predicted model, not a curated record. Gene Ontology annotation, cellular component: plasma membrane. Gene Ontology annotation, biological process: zinc ion transmembrane transport. The transcript has 3 exons.
ACUUUUCAAACUCAAAAAGCUUACUCUCAUGUCACUAUCCCAAAACUAAGAUCAAAAGUCAUAGAUAUAAAGUUAGUCCAUCAUACAAUAAUGAUGAAUUUCAUAUAAAAACACAUACAUUAUACUAUAUAAUACUCUUUUUUAGUAUCUUCUUUGACUAACUUUUAGGAAACAUAGAACUCCCAAAACAAAAGUUGUGAAAUCCGAAUCAAAUAAACCUUCUAUUCACACACCAAAAAAACAAUAACAGCAACAAAUAAUUCCUCAUUCGAGAUUCGAAAAAGUCGAAAAUAAUGUUACUAGGCAAGAAAUCUUACUACGUUAUUUUGGUUUCCAUUGUCCUUGUUUUACCAAUUUCAUUGGUAGCGGGUGAUUGUACGUGUGAACGUGAUGAGGUUACGGGCAAUAAUAGUAACAACGCGGCCUUAAAAUAUAAACUCGGGGCAAUUGCCGCUAUACUAGCGGCAAGUGCCCUAGGAGUAUGUCUCCCUAUAGUAGGAAAAAGUUUCCCAGCGUUACACCCCGAGAGUAAUUUAUUUUUCCUAGUAAAGACGUUCGCGGCCGGGGUAAUUUUAUCCACGGGAUUUAUUCACGUGUUACCCGACGCGUUCGAAAGUCUUACUAGCCCUUGCCUUAAGGAGAGUCAGUGGGGGAAGUUCCCCUUCACCGGACUCGCCGCUAUGGUAGGGGCUCUAGGGAGUUUGAUGAUAGAUGCUUUCGCCACCGGACACUAUCGUAGGGUCCACUUUGGGAAGCCGACCGUGGAGGCGAGUGUGGAUGAAGAGAAUAGUGGUGAUCAUGCCGGGCAUGUACACCUUCAUACUCAUGCUACUCAUGGACAUGCCCAUGGUCCGGGUCCAAGUGCUACCCCUGAAGGGUUGACUGAAUUAGAUCGUAUCAGAUAUAAAGUUACCUCACAGGUGUUGGAGAUGGGUAUUGUGGUUCAUUCAGUAAUCAUAGGAAUAUCACUAGGUACUUCUGAAAGCCUCGACACCAUCAAGCCUCUCAUGGCGGCUUUGUGUUUCCAUCAAUUCUUCGAGGGUGUAGGACUUGGUGGAUGCAUUGUACAGGCAGCUUUCAAGUCAGCAUCUACGUUGUGCAUGGCAUUGUUCUUCUCCCUUACAACUCCGGUAGGAAUUGCAAUCGGAAUCGGAAUAUCUAAUGUCUAUGAUGAAAGUAGUCCAACAGCUCUUAUUGUUCAAGGGUUGCUAGAUGCGGUGGCGGCCGGAAUUUUGAUUUACAUGGCACUUGUAGAUCUUCUAGCUCAAGAUUUUAUGAACCCUAAGGUUCAAAACAACACUAGACUUUUCUUUGGAGCAAAUCUUACCUUGCUACUUGGUGCUGGUUUUAUGGCUGUCUUAGCUAUAUGGGCUUAAUUUUUUUACCAUGACUUUAAACAUUUUUGUGACGUGAUCACUGAUUAUAUUGAUUUUUACCUCUAAUUUUUUUUUUUUUGAGUGUAAUCGGGUGAUGAGCUACAUAUAUUUUUGUACUCUGUAUGAU